Molecule: messenger RNA, 1569 nt
Organism: Cotesia glomerata
Lineage: Eukaryota; Metazoa; Arthropoda; Insecta; Hymenoptera; Braconidae
Product: juxtaposed with another zinc finger protein 1
Exons: 5
Coding region: 82-1113 (343 amino acids)
Cellular component (GO): nucleus
Source: RefSeq, a predicted model, not a curated record
AAAGUUAGUGUGAUUUAUGGUAACUACUAGGAUGAUGUGCUAAUUGUCAACUUGACUAUUCACCUUCAAUUCAUCAUUGCUAUGGCAGUAUUUAUGUUGAACGUUUGUAAAUUUAAUGCUUGCGGUUUAACAUUUAAAAGUUUAGGACAUCUAAUUCAACAUAUCGAAGAAACACAUAUCGACUAUGAUCCACUGGUCGUUGAACAAUUUGAACAACAGCAACCACAAUGUAUACCCUUGAGUUAUGCUCUACGUUUCCUCACGGAUUCAACCAGAGAAAAAGAAAAAACAUUGACACGCACUAAAUCAACUAUUGUUGCAACAAAGUGUAAAAAUGCCACCCCAACAGGAAGCGAAGCAGAGGAAGGAGAAGACUUGACGAGUGACCAGGAGGACAGCAAUGACUCGUGGGCAACAUCCGAAGAAUUCUCAUCGGACUACAUUCUACGCUAUGGGAGCAGGGUUGUCGGUCAAACAAUAAUCAAUCAGAACAAUAAUAACACGGAUAAGCCAUUCGUUUGUCCAGUACCUGGAUGUAAAAAGCGUUAUAAAAAUGUCAAUGGGAUCAAGUAUCAUUCUAAAAACGGUCAUAGAGACAACGGCAAACGUAAAGAACUAUACGAUAACUAUUUUAGGGUUCGUAAAGCGUUCAAGUGCUCAUGUGGUAAGAGUUACAAAACAACGUACGGCCUAAAAAAUCAUGCUGCAAUACAGCACACUUGCAGCGCUUCAGGAUUACAAAUAAAAUUAACAAAUAAAUCAUUAAUUAAGACUGCAAAUGAAUUUGAUAAUUUGUCUUCAAUUAAUGCUGGUAAUUCUUCUGGAGAUAAAAUUUCUUUAAAGGUAUCCUCGUUGUCUUCUUCUACUUCUUCUUCUUCUUCUAAGACUAAAGUCUCAGCAAUUGAAGAUCAUGGUUACAUUAAAUCAGAAUUUAUUGAAUGUGACGAUGAUUUGGGAAUUCUUACGCCAGCUUCUACGCCACCGCUGUCAGUGCAAGGCGCUAUUAAAAGUGAACAGCAACAAUUUAUUGUUAAUGGACGUAAUUUGCACAAGUACUUUGCUAGUACACCUAAAGGUAAUACGCAACGUCGUCAAGUUAAAAAUGAGUACUAAUUAACUUAUUUCUUCAAUAAGUUGUACGCUUUUAAAUAUAAAUCUCGCGUUUGUCUUCUUAAUGAAUUUUACCAGACGGAUUCCUUGAAAAAAAAUGAUACAUAAUUAGUAAAUAUUGUACAUUUGAGCAAUUACAUAAUUAUUAAGUCUUUCUGGGGAAACUAGCAACGAAUGCCAUGUGAAAAAAAAAAUAGUUGAUUGAAAUCUUCCGCGCUUUUUAUCAUUAAAAUUAAAGUGCACUCGAUUAUUUUUUUCCUUGGCUUUUAAAUUUCGUUACUCAUUAAUACUCAUAUUGUGAUGAAAUUAUAAAUUACAUAUGCCUGAUAAUUAAUUGAAAUAUCAUUGGAUAAUUUAUAGAGUUUAAAUGUUUGUUAUUACAUUCAUAGUGCUAUUUUAAAAAUACUAUAUAAAUUGGCUCCUGUAGCAAAAUAUUAAAAUAAAUAACUGUUUACCAUU